Molecule: messenger RNA, 975 nt
Organism: Sphaeramia orbicularis (orbiculate cardinalfish)
Lineage: Eukaryota; Metazoa; Chordata; Actinopteri; Kurtiformes; Apogonidae
Gene: u2af1
Product: U2 small nuclear RNA auxiliary factor 1
Exons: 8
Coding region: 69-767 (232 amino acids)
Biological process (GO): mRNA splicing, via spliceosome
Cellular component (GO): U2AF complex
Molecular function (GO): RNA binding; metal ion binding
Source: RefSeq, a predicted model, not a curated record
GCUUUAUUCUGAAGGAUGCUUUUAGGGAGGUCUGUCGUUGUUGCUGUUGUUUGACAGAGGCUAGCAAGAUGGCAGAAUACUUGGCGUCCAUUUUUGGGACAGAGAAAGAUAAGGUGAACUGUUCUUUUUACUUUAAAAUUGGUGCCUGCCGACAUGGAGACCGCUGUUCCAGAUUGCACAAUAAGCCAACAUUCAGUCAGACAAUUGCUCUGCUGAACAUUUAUCGGAACCCUCAAAACAGCGCCCAGUCCGCUGAUGGUCUAACCUGUGCCAUCAGUGACAUGGAGAUGCAGGAGCACUAUGAUGAGUUUUUUGAGGAGGUCUUCACAGAAAUGGAAGAAAAAUAUGGCGAGGUGGAGGAGAUGAAUGUAUGUGACAACCUGGGAGACCACUUAGUUGGGAAUGUGUAUGUGAAGUUCCGUUAUGAAGAGGAUGCUGAGAAGGCAGUGAUAGAUCUUAACAAUCGCUGGUUUAAUGGACAGCCCAUCCAUGCAGAGCUCUCUCCCGUCACAGACUUCAGGGAAGCAUGUUGUCGUCAGUAUGAGAUGGGUGAAUGCACUCGAGGUGGAUUCUGUAACUUCAUGCAUCUGAAGCCCAUUUCACGGGAGCUGAGGAGAGAGCUCUAUGGCCGCCGGAGGAAAGGCCGCCACAGGUCUCGCUCUCGAUCAAGAGAGAGACGAUCUCGCUCACGGGACCGAGGUAGAGGAGGUGGCCGUGACCAUGAUAGACGCCGUUCCAGAGACAGAGAGCGUUCAGGGCGGUUCUGAACCACAAGCCAUGACUACUAGUCCUCUUCUUGACUCCAUGUAGCCAUCUCUAGUCUGUUUUUUUUUUUAAGUUUGUACCCUCUCGAUCUCCUCUUGGACUAAUUGAAAAGUGUCUCACUUUGAAGCUGUGACAGAAUUGAUGUAACUUUCUUGACGUCUAAAAAUGACAUUCGCAUCAUUAAAUUUCAAUGGUUUUUUCUUAACAUGA